This is a messenger RNA of Macaca mulatta (Rhesus monkey), 2496 nucleotides long. RefSeq names its product dehydrogenase/reductase 12 (gene DHRS12). NCBI's taxonomy places the organism in Eukaryota, Metazoa, Chordata, Mammalia, Primates, Cercopithecidae. Gene Ontology annotation, molecular function: DNA-binding transcription factor activity. The record is from RefSeq and is a predicted model, not a curated record. Gene Ontology annotation, biological process: regulation of DNA-templated transcription.
CGUAUGAAACUAAGCUCUUUAUAAUGAAUGCCUUUAAUCAUCACAACCACCCCACGCGGUGCGCAUAUUCAUUCCCAUUUUACACAUGAAAAAACCAAGACUGAGGGCGUAUGCAGCAUGCUCAGGUUCACCUGGCUAAUGCAGAGAGCUGGGUUUCCAGCCACAUUUUUACUUCAAGGGGCCGCUGACACCCUCCAAGAGACGUGGUGGUUCAAAACUAUUUCUCAUCCCCGCUCUGUGAGCCAAAAGCCUAUUUCCUGAGGUGGUCAGAGAGAUUCAGAGCAGACUGACACCUUUUCCAUCACUGACACAAAGAGGAGUGUAUUAAAAACAGUAUGUAGCCCUGGGGAUCUAAAAUUUGGCUUUUUGGAGCCAAAUCGGACAGGCAUUGAAUGUCACACGAGGCUGGGUGGUUUUACAAAACGCCACUUGUUUAAAUUUCAUCACUCUGUCAGGAAUAACAGCAACGUAGUGGAGCCUCAGAGUCCUGUUCAGAGGGGCGAGCUGUUCUGGGGAAAUUUAUUUCAAAAGUUAUUCUGAAGUAAAACUUGCCCACUGCGGGGUGAGGUUGGACAGUGAUCCUAUAUCCUAGGUAAUGAGGCUAUGAAAGCAGCUAGUCUGUGUUCAGCUUAUGUAAGUGGGACCCAGUCUCUGGGCGACUUGGGUAAACCGGUAUAGAAUUUAACAGGGUGACUAGCAGUGACAGCAGCAGUAAGACCCCCAUUUCUAAUGUGGCGUUAGGGCUGGAGAUUAGAUGUGGACAGGGGUGUCUGAGUCCUACAUAGCGGGGCUGGAAUGGGGCUGGAUUACUAGUCUGAGAUCUGGGUUCAUGCAGCAACCACACUUUUUUACUCACACUGUUCAUUUGGGCUUGGGUGGAAGGAGGCUGAUGAGGAUUUGGGGGAAAUCAAGGGGCUCUCCCUGGCACUGCAUGAAGUCGCAGAACCAGUGGCAAAAGUUCAGACUUUGGAGACAAUUACUUCUCGGGUGGGAGCCCCAGCCCUGCCUCUUGCCUGCGAUGUCGCCAAUCUGACUGCGCUUGCUGGAGACGGGAAAUGUGGCAGGGCACUGCAUCCCCCAACACAUGUAGGAACUUAGAGAAUGCCAGUUAUUACAAUAACCCUUAACACCAAUUCGAUGCAGAAGUCUUUUAAAUAUCGUAAGCCUCGUCGUUUUAUUCCACAUGGUUUUCUAGGUAACCAAAUUCUCGGAGGUGCGUCGCAUCCCGGCCAUGCCCAGCAGGACGGUGUUCUCUAAACGGCACUGAUGCCCGAUUUCAACCCCGAGGAGACUGCGGACCUCGACUGUGGCCCCCACGAGGGCCGGUCCGCCCUCACUCCACCCUCUGAGGCUGGGGCGGAGUCGACCGGCCGGCCCCGAGACCCCUCGCCUUCCUUGUGGAGCAAGGUCCCGGAAGCCGCGGCUCUUACAUAACCGGGAUGAUGUAAGGGCGGGCGACUCCCGCGGGGCGGGACCGGGGCGGAGGCCGCGCCGGGAGCGCGGCGGGGCUCGGCGUGCGGCGCGCCCGCCAUGUCCCUGUACCGCAGCGUCGUGUGGUUCACCAAGGGGCUGCGCGAGGACACCAAGAGUGGCUAUGAAUCUGCGUCCAAAGACUUUGUCCCUCAUGACUUGGAGGUCCAGGUUCCUGGAAUAGUCUUUUUGGUCACUGGAGGAAACAGCGGCAUUGGCAAAGCAACCGCCCUUGAAAUCGCCAAGCGAGAUAAGCAGCUGCUAACACAUGGCACAGUUCACCUGGUUUGUCGAGAUCAAGCCCGAGCAGAAGAUGCCAGGGGUGAGAUCAUCCGGGAGAGCGGUAACCAGAACAUUUUUCUGCACAUUGUGGACUUGUCUGAUCCCAAGAAAAUCUGGAAAUUUGUUGAAAAUUUCAAGCAGGAACAUAAACUCCAUGUUCUAAUCAAUAAUGCAGGUUGCAUGGUCAAUAAAAGAGAGCUCACAGAAGAUGGACUUGAAAAAAUUGCUACCAAUACUCUGGGUGUGUACAUUCUCACGACCGGCCUGAUCCCUGUGCUGGAGAAAGAACACGACCCCCGAGUGAUAACCAUCUCCUCAGGAGGAAUGUUGGUUCAGAAACUGAACACCGAUGAUCUCCAGUCCGAAAGAACAGCAUUUGAUGGAACUAUGGUCUAUGCACAAAACAAGAGACAGCAAGUGGUUCUGACGGAGUGGUGGGCCCAAGGGCACCCGGCCAUCCAUUUUUCUUCCAUGCAUCCUGGCUGGGCCGACACCUCAGGCACGCGAUGCAUGCUGGGAUUCCACGUCAGGUUCAGGGACCGCCUGCGCUCCGAGGCCCAGGGCGCCGACACGGUGCUGUGGCUGGCCCUCUCCUCUGCCGCAGCCGCGCAGCCCAGCAGCCGCUUCUUUCAAGAUUGGAAGCCAGUUUCCACACACUUGCCUCUCACUAGAACGUCCUCCUCACCAGCCGAAGAGGAGACACUCAUUGAAAUCCUAGAGCAGCUGGCUCAGACAUUUAAAUAG